AUGCCGUCAGACAAAAGAAAGGACUCUCUGAGUCAUCGCCAUCGGUCUCAUAAAGGUUGUUGGACAUGCAAGCGGAAGCGAAUACAAUGUGACGAAAUGAGACCUUCCUGUCAGCAAUGCUCCAAGCGGGGCAUCACUUGCGAAGGAUACGAAAUAAGACUACGAUGGGGUGCCGGUAUUGCUUCUAGAGGGCGCUUUAAUGGCGCCGAGAAACCAGUCAAAGAGUCUAUACCACCCCAUUCAAAGCGAAGGUGGGAUCUUCGAGGCAAGGGCGAGGAAAGGGAUGAUGGAGAUAAACAAGGCCAGCCGGUUCUUCUUCUCGAGAAAAGCUUCACUCAAGUUUCAUCCUUAAACCAAGACGUUGCUGCACGAGCAACAGUUAAUAUCCUUAAUGUACCCACCGGGCAGGACCCGCAAGACUAUAUCGAUAUUAACAAACAUUUCGAGCUGCCUGCGUCAACGGAAAACAUGAGAAAUGGAGAAAGACUGUUAUAUAGCGAAGUGCAGGCGCUGGAUACGGGAUAUAUAGGCAACAUUUCAAGUAGAUCAGCUCUCAUAGCUUAG
Molecule: messenger RNA, 564 nt
Organism: Penicillium angulare
Lineage: Eukaryota; Fungi; Ascomycota; Eurotiomycetes; Eurotiales; Aspergillaceae
Product: Zn(II)2Cys6 transcription factor domain-containing protein
Exons: 2
Coding region: 1-564 (187 amino acids)
Biological process (GO): positive regulation of transcription by RNA polymerase II
Cellular component (GO): nucleus
Molecular function (GO): DNA-binding transcription factor activity, RNA polymerase II-specific; transcription cis-regulatory region binding; zinc ion binding
Source: RefSeq, a predicted model, not a curated record